Molecule: messenger RNA, 2693 nt
Organism: Zea mays
Lineage: Eukaryota; Viridiplantae; Streptophyta; Magnoliopsida; Poales; Poaceae
Product: protein DETOXIFICATION 40
Exons: 7
Coding region: 1165-2379 (404 amino acids)
Biological process (GO): xenobiotic detoxification by transmembrane export across the plasma membrane
Cellular component (GO): membrane
Molecular function (GO): xenobiotic transmembrane transporter activity; antiporter activity
Source: RefSeq, a predicted model, not a curated record
CAUAAUUUAGCUACUACCCCUACCCCCGCGCAUUGGUUCCGUUCCAUCCCAAGCUAACACAGGCAUCGUAUAUAUGGCGGGCGACGACGGGGCGGACGCGUCGGAGCGGCUGGAGAGCAUCCUGACGGCGGAGGCGGCGGCGUCGCCGUGGGCCGCGGCCGCCAUCGAGCUGCGGCUGCUGACGCGGCUGGCGGCGCCCGCGGUGGUGAUGUACAUGAUCAACUACCUCAUGUCCAUGUCCACGCAGAUCUUCUCGGGCCACCUCGGCAACCUGGAGCUCGCCGCCGCGUCGCUCGGCAACGCCGGCGUCCAGAUGUUCGCCUACGGCCUAAUGGUCGGCACUGUCCUUAAAAUACAGCAAGCCAGGCCCAGGCGAGAUACUUCGGCGAGCGUACUCUCACGUGCAUGCAGCGGCACAAAUUCUUUUUACGUUGUUUUUAUUAUAUCUUCUAAUUAAAAAAAUUUAAUUAUUAAACCGAUUCUAUGUUUGUGUUUAUAUACCAUUAAUGCUAUAUAAUAUUUGAAAAAUUAUUUAUGUACAUUCUCUAUUACACGUCUUUGUGCAAACAACCAAAUAAAGUAUAUGUCACGUUUGCACGAGUAUGUACAAGUAACCUAAAUAAAUUUACUCUAGUUCUAUCAAUACUUAGUAGACUCGUGCGGGUCUAGCUCAACCAAACACAUCCGCAUGUGAUUCCUACCGAGCAAUCUAGGGGAUGCUGGUGGGUCGUGACGUCGGGAGGGGGGGGGAACGAAAUUGAAGGUGACCAGACAAGAAAAUGGACAAAAAUCGUCCAAUAGUAUGGCAUUUUAAUUUUUCAGCCGGAGAGAUACGGUGACAAGAUCCUAGAGUUUUCUAAAAUUUAAAUCAACGAAAUAUUUUUUCACAAAUAAAGUUUCUUUUUUCAAAAAAUACGGAAACAAAAAAAUCUGGGCCGUUCCAGUGCAUAGAUGGGCCUGCAGAAUUGUUUUUUUAUUACAACAGGCCUGCAUCACUGUUGACUCUAGUCUUGGUCAGGUAAGCCGUUCGCACAUAUGGGCCUUAUUCACAGUAUCAUAAAUCGGCCCAGGUCUAUUUGAAUUCGCUUCUUGUUGUCAUUCACGGUUUCCGCCAAAACGAAGAGCAAGGUGUUCAUAUAUUUUUGGUUGCUUCCGCAGCUGGGCAUGGGCAGCGCGGUGGAGACACUGUGCGGGCAGGCCUACGGCGCCCACAAGUACGAGAUGCUGGGCAUCUACCUGCAGCGCUCGGCCGUGCUUCUGUGCGUCACGGGCGUUCCGCUGGCCGUCAUCUACGCCUUCUCGGAGCCAAUCCUGGUGUUCCUGGGUCAGUCGCCGGAGAUCGCCCGCGCCGCGUCCGUCUUCGUGUACGGCCUCAUCCCGCAGAUCUUCGCGUACGCCAUCAACUUCCCCAUCCAGAAGUUCAUGCAGGCGCAGAGCAUCGUGCUCCCGAGCGCCUACAUCUCCACCGUCACGCUGGUGCUGCACGUGGUACUCAGCUGGGUCGUCGUCUACAAGGUCGGCCUGGGCCUGCUGGGGGCCUCCCUGCUGCUCAGCCUCAGCUGGUGGGUUAUCGUCGCCGCCCAGUUCGCGUACAUCGUGAUGAGCCCCAGGUGCCGCCACACCUGGACCGGGUUCACCUGGCAGGCAUUCUCGGGCCUGUGGGGCUUCUUCAAGCUCUCCGCCGCGUCCGCGGUCAUGCUUUGCCUUGAGACCUGGUACUACCAGGUCCUGGUGCUCAUUGCCGGGUUGCUCCCCAACCCUGAGCUUGCAUUGGAUGCCUUGUCCGUAUGCAUGACUGUCAAUGCGUGGGUGUUCAUGAUCGCAGUGGGAUUCAAUGCUGCCGCUAGUGUGAGAGUGAGCAAUGAGCUUGGUGCCGGCCACCCAAAAUCUGCCUACUUCUCAGUGUGGGUAGUGACCGGGGUCUCUACGCUGAUAUCUCUGGUGCUUGCCAUUGUGAUCCUCUGCCUGCGCAACUACAUCAGCUACAUCUUCACGGAGGGUGAGGUGGUGUCAAACGCGGUGGCAGAUCUCUGCCCACUGCUUGCCAUCACGCUCGUCCUCAACGGCAUCCAACCUGUUCUCUCAGGUGUCGCCGUUGGGUGUGGGUGGCAAGAAUUCGUAGCCUACGUGAACGUUGGCUGCUACUACAUAGUUGGUGUUCCCCUCGGCGCCAUCCUCGGUUUUGUCUUCAAGCUCGGUGUAAAGGGCAUUUGGAGUGGUAUGAUUGGAGGAACUUUCAUGCAGACGGCUAUUCUAGUGUGGGCCACCUUGAGAACUGAUUGGAACAAAGAGGUAGAGGAAGCACAGAAAAGGUUAAAUAAAUGGGCGGAUUCGAAGACGACAGAGCCCCUUCUUGUUGGUUUCGGCGAUGGCAACUAAUUUACUGCAAGGGUGGAUGGAUGGAUCCACAUCAUCCUCUGGCUUCACCAUCGUCACCAUCAGGAAUCUACGAAGGAUCAGAAGAGACGACGGAGCCCCUUCUUGCCGGCGUUGGCGAUGGCAAUUAAUUUACUGGAUGGAUGAAUGGAUCCACAUUAUUCUCUGGAUGGCUUCACCAUUGUCACCAUCAGGAUUGCUAAUAAAUCAUGCGGAGGGUUAUUUUAGCCAGUACCAAACGUAUUUCGAGGACUCUAUAUUUCAAUUUAAUAAAUAUGUACCAUUUAUAAUGAAUAAGAUGAGAUUCUUCGUCAUUA